Tripterygium wilfordii is the source of this 967-nucleotide messenger RNA. Its product is annotated as endo-1,3;1,4-beta-D-glucanase-like. The coding region runs from base 39 to 758 and encodes 239 amino acids. The transcript is spliced from 7 exons. NCBI's taxonomy places the organism in Eukaryota, Viridiplantae, Streptophyta, Magnoliopsida, Celastrales, Celastraceae. Gene Ontology annotation, molecular function: hydrolase activity. The record is from RefSeq and is a predicted model, not a curated record.
GUGUUUGUGUUGAUUGUUCAAAAGAGGGAAAGAAGACGAUGUCAGGGUCUCAGUGUUGUUCAAACCCACCAGCAGUAAACCCAACCAGUGGAGCUGGGCAUGUUGAGAAGCUCGGAGGUCUCGACUCGUAUGUCAACGGUUCUGUUGACUCCAAGCUUGCCGUUAUUCUUGUCGCCGAUGUGUUUGGAUAUGAAGCUCCGAAAUUGAGGAAGCUUGCAGACAAGGUUGCAGCUGCUGGAUUCUAUGUUUUGGUUCCUGACUACUUUCAUGGAGAUCCGCUGGUGCUUGAAAAUACUCAGAGGCCAUGGCAAGAUUGGAUUAAAGAUCACAGCACGGUUAAGGCAUUUGAAGAGACAAAACCUCUUAUUGAAGCUUUAAAGGGUAAAGGUAUAUCGGCAAUUGGGGCUGCCGGUUUUUGUUGGGGAGCCAAGGUAGUGGUUGACUUAGCAAAAACUCAGCUCAUCCAAGCUGCUGUGCUGUUACAUCCUUCAUUUGUUGAUGAAGAUGAUAUCAAGGGGGUUGAGGUUCCCAUGGCCAUACUUGGAGCUGAGUUUGACGAGCGUUGGCCACCUGAACUAUUAAGGAAGUUUGAAGUGAUCUUAAAUGCCAAGUCCGGGGUCGAUAGCUACGUAAAGAUAUUCUUCAAAGCCGCACACGGCUGGACAGUGAGGUACAACAGUGAUAAUGAAGAAGAAGUGAAGAGCGCAGAAGAGGCUCAUCAAAAUAUGUUGGACUGGUUUGCCAAGUAUGUAAAGUGAGGUUAGGAUCAUAACCUCUCAACUCCUCAGACACAUGGCUCUUGUUAUUUUCUGUUUUGCUGAACUAAUGGGAUGGAUGUAAUAAAGUGACUAGUCACACACACAUACACUCCUCAGAACUGAUCCCAUUUAUGCAAAAGUUCAUGUUGCAAAUUUAUGGAAAUUGAGACCCAAAGUAUCCUAUUAGGAAAAUAAGGGUCUGUUUGGUA